Trematosphaeria pertusa is the source of this 843-nucleotide messenger RNA. RefSeq lists its product as uncharacterized. Bases 106 to 813 code for a protein of 235 amino acids. The transcript has 3 exons. NCBI's taxonomy places the organism in Eukaryota, Fungi, Ascomycota, Dothideomycetes, Pleosporales, Trematosphaeriaceae. The record is from RefSeq and is a predicted model, not a curated record.
CUCGAUUGUUCAUACCAUUUUAUUAAGCUGAGGACUUUCAUAAUCCCAUUUCCGAGGGUAUCCGCUUUCGCUGCUUGUGGCAAUAAGUGCGCUGUCAUCAUUAAGAUGACCUUCAAGCUCAUAUUAACGGGAAUUACCGGCCGUAUCGGAGGCGAGGUCUUACAGCAGAGUCUCAAGAACCCUUCUGUCACAUCAGUCAUCGCAUUGGCACGCCGCCCGGUGCCAGAGCUCGCAUCGCAUCCCAAAUUAGACCUCGUGGUGGUAAAGGAUUUCAAGCAGUAUCCAGAUGAGCUGAUUGCUCAGCUGUCUGGCGCCGACGGAUGCAUAUGGUGCAUGACAACGCCAGCAGGUGACCCGGUGUUGGAAUUGGAAUACCCCAAAUCAUUCGCAGAGGUGUUCGCAGCGACUUUGGCCGGGCGCGGCGAGCGAUUCCAAUACCUCCAUGUGACUGGAGCCGCGGUCGAGCGCAACCAGAGCAAACCUCUGUGGCUGAAAAGUUCGGUAAGGAAGAUCAAGGGCCAAGGAGAGCUCCAGAUGAUAGACUUCGCGAAAGAUCCAGCAACCAAUGGGCUGUGGGAGACAAUAAUUGCAAGGCCAGGUGGAGUAGUAAAGCGGGGGACCAUGUUCGGAGAAGCUGCCGCUCUGGUUGGAGGAUCUUCCGGAUGGACGAUCAGGUCGGACGAACUUGCGGUCGCGCUAAUCGACGCGGUAAUGAAUGGAAGCGAGGACCAGCUGCUGCAACCAGUGGCGCUCCUAAACCGUGGACAGCAGCUGAUAAAGAAGCAAGUUGAUACUGAAGACGAGAACAAGUGACCAUAGGCGGUGAUGGAUACCCAUUUGUAC